Chrysoperla carnea is the source of this 4941-nucleotide messenger RNA. RefSeq lists its product as uncharacterized. The record is from RefSeq and is a predicted model, not a curated record. NCBI's taxonomy places the organism in Eukaryota, Metazoa, Arthropoda, Insecta, Neuroptera, Chrysopidae. Bases 1 to 4941 code for a protein of 1646 amino acids. The transcript has 19 exons.
AUGAACGAUAGCGAACAAUUAAAUAUUAUUUCAACAAAUUUAUGUCAAUUAAAUUCAACACUUUUACGUAAAGCAAUUGUUACCAGUUUGGGUUACAUUAAUUUUGGUGAUAUUUUACGAAUGUUUGGUCGUGUUAUGGUUCAACUUGGACAUCCAGAUGUAUUCACUAAUAUUGGUAAUAUGGUUGAUUCUCUUGGACGUAUGCAAGAAUUUCAACAAUUUUUACCCACAAAUUUUACAUCAUUAGCAAAAUUGUUACCAGAAAUAUUACCUUUAUUUCAAAGCAUCAAUUCAUCAUUUAUCGAUUUCAAUUUAAUUCAACAAGUGAUUGAAAUCAUUGACCCAGCAAUGGAUGGUGUUACACCACAAUGGUCCACAAUUAAACGUCUAUCAAUGCAUGUCUCAACAUUAUUAAAAUUAAUACAAGAUAAGAUGUUAAAACGACAACCAAUUAAAAAUUCAACAGAUAAUAUUGCUGAUUUAUAUCAAAAUUUACGUAUGGAUAUAUUAAUGUUACAAUUAGGUGCAAAACAACAAGCAAACAUUACCGAAAAUGAUCUUCGUAUGCAGUUAGAUGCCGAGCCAAAAAUGACAACUAAAGAAAUAUUAGGUUUAAGUUGGAAAAUUGCAAAUAAUACGGGUUCAAUAUUGGAUGAUAUUGUUAUUGAAAAUAAUACUGAACCACUUAUGUUAGUUGCCAAAGUUUUAGAUGAAGUCAAAUUAAUAUUGCCAUUUUUUAAUUUAUUUAAAGAAAAAACUGUGAUAUUUAACAAUAUUUUAAGUUUGGUUAAUGAUUUAUUAAUUAUUUCAACAGAGGGUAAAGAUAUUGUUUAUCGUUUAUCUGAAAAACACAGUGAUGCCUUAAAUGUGAUAGUUCGUUUGGGACCAAACGCUUUUAAUAAUUUAUCUAAAUCGUUACAAGAUCCUGAUAAAGUUAAUGUACUCUUAUCAAAUCUAAAUUCCACGUACGAUUUAUUUUGUUCGGAUGAAAAUAUAAUGGAAUUAUUUGGAGUUACCGAAUAUACACAAAUUGAAAAUAUCAAAUUCGAUGUAUGUUCUAGUACAUGGUUAAAAUUUGUUGAAGAUAUUAUAUCGGAAUUAGGAUUUUUAGAAAUUGAUGAAUUAUUAAAAAAUUUAAAUCGUAAAAGCAGUGAUAUGACAAUCGAUUAUUAUAAUGAUUGGUCGAGUGAUAGUUUUUAUCGUUUAUAUUUAAAUGGAAAGAAAAUUUUUGAUUAUAUUGCACAAAGUAUUAAUGAUGACGUAACAACACAUCAAUUGGAUUGGACAAAAUUGAAUAGGAAUUUUUCAUCUGAAGAAUGGCAGCCACUUAUUUCAGAUAAAGAACAAGAUUUCGUAUUACAAACAAUUCGACUAAAAUUAAUACAAAAUGGGAUUGAAAAUUUAAACGUUUCCCAAGAGAAUGUUAAUUUGGGCUUAGUCAUAAUUGAAAAUCUUCUGGACGAUCUACAACAAAAAUUAAAAAUUUUAUUUGUUAAGAACGAUACCGAAGUUUACGAUAUUUUGGAGCCAAUGAUUUUGGAGAAUAUAAAUGCAAGUGGUGUAGCUGAAAAACAAAAUUAUUUAUGGAAGCGGUUAUUAAUACAAGAGAAAAAUUUAUACACGGUUGUAAGAUAUUUAUUUCAACAUAAAAUUAAAAUGUUCAAUUUUGUUAACUAUGAACAUUUCCAAGAUUCAUUUCAACAAUAUUGGAGCUCAAAUAUUGAUCUUCAAACUGGAUUCGAAUUAUGUAUUCAAACAAUUACGAAGCUUUUAGAAUUUAUCGAUAUUAAAUUCGAUUCUGUUAAUCCAAAUAUUGUAUGGGCACGAUUGAAAUCAUUUAUCUUGUCAUUAAAUGAAAUUUUGGCAUAUUUUGAUGAUAUUUUAAAUAAAGCUAUUGAGAAUGAAAAAGUUGAUAUGUCUGAUAUUUUCCAUGAAAAUUUACCAAAAACACAAGCAGUUUUUACCUCAUUAAUUGUAAAUUUACCUGUGAUAAUUAACGAUUUUGGUAAAUCACUAAUCGAUUUUGAUCCAAAUACAGAAGAAAUCGAUAUUUUUAUGCAACAAAUACCUGGAUGGCCAUGUUCAAAAAUAAGUUUAGCAGAUUUAUUUAAAUUGGAAAAUCAAUCAGCAACAGUUAUUCGUGAAUUUGAAGUAUCAGUCUGUGAUAACACAAUUUUAAAUGAAAUUAAAAAUAGUAAAAUCUUUUCAAAAAUUUUAAAAAUGUGGAAAAUUUUUGAUCAUCAUAACGUUCUAACCGAUUGGCGAAAAGUAUCAGAAUUAUUUCAUGAUAUUAUAAUGAAAACGGAAGAAAUUAAAAAUGGUCCUAAAGUUAAAUUAUUCACGGAUAUUCCAGAAUUUGAUGAAAAUAAAAUUGUAACUGUUUGGAAUUCCACAUCAAUAAAAUACCAUAAUUUACAUCCAGAUAUGGAAUUUUAUCGAAAAAAUUUACAAAUUUUGGAUGCAAUGUUUAAUAAAGCACCAAAACCAACAAUACCAUUAAGCGAAAUUGAAAAUAAUUAUGUUACUUGUACCGAUGCUAUCGAAGAGGGCAAUCCGACUGAUGAAAAUUGUGAUGAAACUUUAUAUAAUGAUAUUAAAAAUAAUUUACCAAUGAAUUUAUUAAGAUUUUUCCCAACUGUGAUAGUACAAGUAAAUAAUUACCUAAGCACGUAUUUAGAAGAAUUAUCAACGAAUAAUGCCACAAUCUUGCAAGUAAUGGGUUUUACAAGAACCUCAGGUCCACAAUUAUUUUACGAGUAUUUAACAGAUUAUAUUCUAAUUUUUGUACACUCAUUUCAACAACCUGCCUACCAAAAUAUAUUUAAACGAUCUCAAUCAAUAAGUUGUAAGAAAAUUUUUAAAUAUUUAACGAUACCUGAAGGCAAUCCACUUACAAUGAAUGAUAUUUAUCGAUUGGGAAAUUAUUCCUGUUUAAAUUUUCUACAUGUUGAAGUUAUGGAAGAAAAUUUGAUAUUAUUAGCGGGUCAAGUUCCACAAAUACUUUACUAUGAAACAUAUGAUACUUACAAUAGAACAUACGAAGAUGUUGCCGAUAGUGUGAUAAAAAUUAAUGAUUUGGCAAAAAACCUACAGGAAAAUAAUAUGGUGCAACAAACACUAUUUGUUCCAGAAUGGACGGAAAAAUUAAAAAAUGCCGGUUAUUACAUAUUAAAUGAUGUUAGUUAUUCAACCGAUUCUUCUGUCAUGAAUAUAUUGAACUAUUAUUAUCAAAACACAACCUGGUUUGAGUAUUUAAUAACUGUAGUUGAUUCCAUGCAAAAAUUAUCAAAUUCAAUUCAAUCUGAAAUAGAAAAUGAAAAUUCAACAUCAUUAGAAGUGACUUCCACGAUUGCAGCUGAUAGAAAUCAAAUUAAUAGUUUUCGAGUACUUGGAUAUAAUUUACAAACAUUCAUCAUUGAACAAUUUAUAUUACGUGAUGAUUGUAAUGUAACUAAUAAUCAAAAACAGAAUAAAAUCUUUUUAAAUGAAUCAAAAUUAAUUUGUUCAUUUGAUUUAAGUGGUAUUCGCAAAGAUUUAGGAUAUUAUUAUGGGAAUGAAACAAAAUUAUACUUGAAUGAUUUUAUAAUAGAAACAGCAUUUCAAGAUAUAAUUCGAACAAUCAUCCACCUUGUGAAAGAUGGUGAAAAUUCAAAACUAUAUUUGUCAAGUUUAGCAUUAUGGCAAAAAGUAUUAUACAAAUUAAUACCAGAUAUGGACAAAAUUCAAACAGAAAAAUUUGCAUCCUAUUUAUACGAUACUUAUAAAACACAUAACAUAUCUGAUAAAUUAUUAAAAUCAAUCGAUGACAAUCAUCAAUUAUAUGUAUCAACGUUAAAUGGUUUUAAAGGCGAUAUGCAUUUCGAAGAACCAAAUAUCAAUACAAAAUCAGCAGUCGAAUUAAAAAAGAGUGAUUUUGAGAAACAUGUAGUUCAAUUACAAGAAUCUUUACUAUUCAUAUUAAAGAAUCCAAAAUUGUUAUCAUUCUUUAAUACAAGCAUCACUACUGAUAAUUUUGGUAAUGAAACGCAAGCUGUUGACAAAGGAAUUGAAAUUUUCCAUUCAGUUACACAACAAAUUAAUUAUUUAUUGGAUUUGAGUGUCUAUAUACACAAAGAUGACGAGGAAUGUAAAUGGUGCCGUAUUGCAACAACAAUUACCAAAGAAGCCACAUAUCAAAUAUCACAUUUUCGACGUUAUGUGAUGUUAGUAUGCCAACUAAAAGAUAUUCAAUUUAACGAUUUAUAUAACAUGUUACUAAAUGAAUUUAAAUGGAAAGAUAUACCAAAAAAAUUAGCUGAUCAAAAAACACAAUACAAUUUUGUUGAUUUUACAACAGCAAUACGUGAUUUCUUUGCAACAACUAGUGUACAAAUAACAUUAGCACAAAGUACUGGACUAUUUGAUCAACUUACAGAAUGUGCCAAAGAUUUAGGGAAUACAGCAAGUGUUAAAAAUAUGAAAAUCUAUUUUAAAUUAUUUAUGGAUGUUUUGAAAUUUAUGGGUUCAUCUAGUGAACAUAUUAAUGAGUUAAUGUCAUUAGAGAAAAAGAUAACACCAAUGUUUACUUAUUUACAAGAUAAAAUUCAAGUUGUGCAGCCAAUGAACGUGAUUGUAAUCGAUACAUACCCGAAACGAAUUAAAGAAAAUGGAUAUUCUGAUGCUGAUAUUACAAAAAUUUUAAACACUAACGUUUACGUGAAUCGUUUAUUGGAUGUUAAUGAAACCCAAAAUACCGGCGAAUACGAAAAACUAUUAAAAGCUGAUACAAUUAUUCCAUAUAAAAUUGGAAAUCAUUCUGAUUAUCGUCAAGUAAUGAUCGAAGAAAUUAAUUGGAAAUUAAUCGAUCAACAAUUAUCUAAAUGGCAACAUGAUCGUAUAUGGAAUUUUGAAUGGCUUUCAGAUAUUUUAGAUAAAUUUGAUGAAAUAUUUGAAAAUGAUUGA